Suillus subalutaceus is the source of this 540-nucleotide messenger RNA. RefSeq lists its product as uncharacterized. The coding region runs from base 107 to 433 and encodes 108 amino acids. The transcript is spliced from 5 exons. NCBI's taxonomy places the organism in Eukaryota, Fungi, Basidiomycota, Agaricomycetes, Boletales, Suillaceae. The record is from RefSeq and is a predicted model, not a curated record.
GCUAAACCUGCCUGAGAACACAUAAAUGAUGCUACGACGUCAGGACUGAAGCCCAACUCACUCUCGCCUUUUCCUACUACUUAUCUUCCAAACAACGAAUUCAACCAUGUCGAUGCACGGCCGUGUGAUAAACUUCAAGUAUAACCAGGCUUUAACAGACGACGACAGCGGUGAGGAGUGGACUGGGAAGUAUAAAUGGGACGAAGCGACAAAAACGUAUCUGGACGACAUGAAAGCCAGCAUGACCAACAAAGUGUACUGGUGGAACUUGUUCACCACACAAGGCAAAAUGGCAUUCCGGGUCCCCAACAAGUCCGGGUCCACUGAGGGGUUCUACACCUUGCACAUGGAAGCUAAUCUUUCGAUCAUCGUCAAGUACCAAGUGGGGAGCCCCACUGAUGCGCAGCUGUGGACGUUGGCAGACAAUGAAUGAAUAUUCAAGUUGAAGCUGAGGAUUUUGCUUAGCUGUGUGACAUGUCCAUUGUCGAGUAUAUUAGUGGAAUGCAACUUUCAAUUGUUGCCGAGAUUGCUGUUUUGUAC